UUCACUUGUGUUCACCACCCUUUUUCGACGGGAAGGGGUGGGGGUCAGCACCAAACCUCUCUUCUGGGAUCACCUUGUCUUCUGGACUCAUUUGGUAGAGGACCUUAUAUCAGCUGCCAGGCUUACAAAGGAAGAACAUCAGCAUUUCAUGCAUUUUGCCCACAAGCUUCAUUACAGUUUUGCAGUCCCCUGCCAGGAAUCACGCAGCCUGCAGACCAAGAGCACAAGCACUAGCAUACCUGCAAGGAUCCGCUAAUAUGACAGUUCAACAUGCUAAACCUCCAACCUAUGAAUUCCAGACCUUGGCAUAUAAACUAAUGCAGAGGCUUACAAGUUUCACCUGACAACCAUUACACUCAUGUUCUUGGCUCUGUUUUCAACACAGGAACGUAUGGUACAAUGUGUGACAGGUGUGUUGUAUUAAUGCACUGAUGAAAGCAGCAACUGCAAUAGAAAAGAUUAAACAUAACAAACAGGCUCAGAUUCUUUCAUUUGGUGAAAAACCAGUAUCUUCAAGAAAUAACAUUUCUCUAGAUUAUUGGUGAUAGGCAAGAUGUCUUAACCUACUUGGUGUUUAGCUUCCCGGUGACCACAUUGGUAGAACAUGUUGGUGCAUUCCUAGCCCUUUAGCAGCUACACUUUUAAAUGCCACUGAGUUACUGUGAGAUAGCUGCCAUGCAUCUUACCCCAGACAGGUUUGCAUUUUUCCUUUAUCAGGAUUUUUAUGGCUUUGUGAUGCACGGUCAGACCUGGCUGGCUGUCGCUGCAGCACUGAGGACAUCCCUGAGGGCCAUCCCAGCCAUGUCUGCGUAGACGGUGGGUGUCCUGUGGGCUGGGGGCUCAAGGACUGGGUCUGGGGACGAAAGGCAGGGAGCAGACUGGAACCAGCAAGGCAUGAUUAGGUUUGUGCUUCUGUUUCCACCACCGGUGCCUACCAGGCCAACCCCUCAGCCAGCAGCCAGCCCUGGGGAGGAGGCUCGGGGGAUGCCGCGGCGUGGGCGUAGUGUCAGGAGCUGUAGCCCAGCACCUGCCCCAGCCCAUCUCCUAGCACCCCAUUACUGCUACGGGUGCUGGCAGCUCCCCAGCACCCAGCACAGUGCCUCUGGCUGCCGGGAGCGGGGCUCGCACAUGUCCGGGGCAGAGGCGCUGGGCCCCCUGGGCCUCGAGCCAUGCACAGGAGACGUCCCCUCCCUCAAAGAACUGGAGCAGCUCCUCAAUACUGGGCAGCGCUCCUGUAACCACGUCGAUGAAGUAUGGCCUAAUCUCUUCUUGGGAGACCUAGUAACAGCUCACAACAGAUUUAUUCUGUGGAAGAUGGGUGUUACCCAUGUUUUAAACACUGCCCACGGCACAGUGUACAGCCAGGGAGACCAGGACUAUUACGGAGCUACCAUUGAUUACUAUGGUGUACCAGCCCACGACCUCCCCAGCUUUGAUAUAAACCAGUUCUUUUACUCUGCGGCAGAAUUUAUCCACAAAGCCUUGAAUACGCCGGGAGCUAAAAUUUUGGUACAUUGUGCAGUUGGAGUAAGCAGGUCAGCUUCCCUUGUCCUAGCAUAUCUCAUGAUAAAUCACCACCUCCCAUUGAUUGAAGCCAUCAAAACAGUGAAGGAACAUCGAUGGAUUUCACCCAACUGUGGCUUUCUGAAACACCUGCGAAAUUUGGAUGUUCAGCUAUGGCAAAAGAAGGACUUCUGAAAGGGCAAACCCAUUUGCAUUCAGUUUUUCAGCCUUCAUAAUCAAUGUGCCUAUAAUACUUCCCAUGAUCAGUGCAUACUGAAAAGAUGAAGAGUUACGCAUCAAAUUAAAAAAAAAUCAACAGAACUGCCAAUGGAUUAAUUCUGGUAGCUCAGUUUCUUGUAGACGAGCACUGCCAACAUCAGCCCUAUAAGCACCACAUGCUGCAGAGCUGCUGUGCCCAGCGUGGUGCUACCAGAUGACUCCCCUGGAGCAGUUAGGAUGGACUGUGGUUGUUCCCUAUUUGUGCUAAUACCAAAGGCAAGUUCAAUAACUGCAUCUAGUGGUACAGUAUGUUUGAGACCCCUUUACUAAGGUGUGUAAAAUGACCUUCAGUUUGGUUGCAGUUUUCGUAUGAAAAGCUCGUCGUGGUGCAGGCCUGGUGAUGUAAUGAGGGCAAUUGGUCAGAAGCCCAAGCACUGCUGCAGACACCUUCCUCUUCCUCCAGUCUCUUCAGUGUUGCACUGCCACAGAAAGCUGUGGCAGCCUGAACACCCACACCAGCAGAAUAAACUUCCUCCGCUCAGCUCUCUAUGCAGUCUCAGGGUCAGCAAACCCACAAGCCUUUUCUUGUGUAAAUAUGUUUUCAACAAGAUACUGUAUAGUAUAGUAUAUUGAGGACAUUAGGAAAGAAGACAGAUUUUCAAGGUAUUUUGUAAGCAUAAACUCAUUAGUUCUGUGUAAGUGGCUUUGAAUCAUCCUUGGUUUAACAUCAGGUAGGAACUCAGGCAUUCGUCAUUACUGAGGAGCUACUGGCAUGUGUUUGCCUGUUCCCCACUGUGUGUUUCCAAGCUCUCACCCACAAGAAAUGCAGAUUGCGCUAAGGGCCUGUGGAUGUUAAAUCCAUAAAAGACGUGUAUAAGGAGUCAUUUUGGCUUUAAGUAUGUAAAGUGCUUAUUUUGCACCAUCUCUCUGCUCUUCACCCCUCAGUCUGCAAGGAAAUUGCUGAGCUCCACACCUGGCAACUGCUCCCACACACAACCAACUUGAACCUGAGCAAGGACAUCUUCCCCCUCUGCCUGUCCUCCUGCCUUUAUCCUGUUCCUUCCAACUUCUCAGGUUUAAACCAAAAUAUUAUCCACCCUCUCUGGCCUCUUCCUUCACAAAGGAUUAGUCCAGAGAAAGAAAGUGUCAAAGGUCCAGGAAAUCCAAGUAAUGCUUUCCAUCCAUCUCCGCGUAAGGGUGCUGACACCUGAAUAUGGUGUCUUGUCUAUGUUCCAGAUUUCAAAGUUUCAACUUAAAAUAAGCCUAAAAAACCAGACUGACAGACUCCCUGCCUGCCUGCAUGCCCUUAAUUUGAUUUAAGCCCAUCUUGUAUUGCUAUUUUCUAAAUUCAGCAGGGAACUGAGUUAGUUUAAAUAAAUAGCUUGGCUUAAUUGAUACAAAUUAGUUUUAGGUUGUUUUGAGGUUGUCACUUUUCCUAUGACCAGUUAAUCAGUUACUUAAACCAACAUGAUUUUUAAUACAGAAACAGAAUUUGAAAUUCAUGCUACUCUUCUCCCUAAAAAUUACCUUAUGGUGAACCAUGAAGCAAUAAUCAAAUCUAUUUUUGCCCUUUGCUACUAGGUUGAUUUAUUGAUUAGAUGACCUUAUAAACUUUCCCUGCCAGAUUAAGUAAAUACAUUUCUGCUUGCUUGAAGCACCAGGCCUGAUCAUUUCCUCUCUGCUGGAGAAGGCUUGCAAAGUUAUUACAAAACGUAAAUGGUGGUGACUUGUGGGUUGUAGUUCUUCCUUCCCUGACCUCUAUCACCCUUAAUUCUUGGAGAGGCUGAGACACAGAUGCUGAUUCAGCCUAGUGCUUAUGGGAAUGUAGAAAUCCCUAUUUCAGUGUACACAAAUGCUUUGCAAAAUAAGCAUAUUUAAGAUCCUUUUAGAGGUCUGUUUGACUGUCUGUUCAAAUUUUCCUAAAUCUUGCCAAAGACCUCCACUGGCAACAAAGAGAAAAUUUGGUAAUGUAAAAAGAUCAAAUAGAAAAUCACAUUUAAAACCCAACAGUGCUAGCACAAUCUUUAUACCUCACAAAGCAGCGGAGGAGGAGCUGGGUUUACUUUGAAGUUCUCCAUUAGCGUUAAUAAGGAUUUACAUGAGUUAACAUUUCAUUGUAAUUUAUACUUCAUUCACAUUACAGUAGGUUUCAGUCUUGAAGCCUUUUGAAGACAUGGCACUGAAAAGUCUGAAAUUCAUGUGAGUGAAAUAAUGCAUCUUAAUGGCUUUAGGCUGGGCAAAAUUAGACACAUGUGAGCAAGAUUGAUGGAACCUCCCAUCAGGAUAAUGCUUUGCAUGCCCCUGAACAUCUGUCCCACAAAGCCACAGCUGUGAAAGCUGCUCCUGUUGUAAAUUAGUACCUGCUCUCUUAGAUACUGCUUCUCCUUUGAGAGUUUUGUUUCACAAGGGGUACAGAAUUGUAGACCAAAGUUGAGCCAGUAUGGCAUCCAUGCCACCGGUGACACGGUAGUGAUUUUGCACAGCAAGACUUACUUACCCCAGUGGAUAGAAAAAAUUAGUUCGAAACUCCUUUCAAGGGCACUGGCAAAUCACAGAAGUGUUUUUAAUCUGCAGCGGUUGUGUUGCCUAAAUUUCCUGCCUGCAAUAUUGCUCCCUUCUUUAUAUUCUGUGCACCUUUGGCUCCAGCUCUGCGCAGGGAAAAAGGAUCCCAUCAACAUAUGUAAAAGCAGUAAAAUUAGUCCUGUAACUUCUUGAAACAGAAAACACUGCUUUGACUUGCUAGGUGGAAAAAAGACCUCACCAGUCCUUUACAUUAUCCAUAGCUCAGGUCAUGAUGUGACAUAACAUUAGUACUUCCCUGUUUUCCUCUAUCAGCAAAAAAACUUGUAUUUUGAAUAUUGGUUUGGCAAGUUAGGCUGAGGAGCCAAAAUAAAAGCAAAACACUGCCUCACCAGUGGCACAAGAAUAUGCACGUGACAACAUGGGCUGCACGAUGCAGGAGACUAAAGGCAUUGAAUGUUAACUCCUCAUUGAGAAAGGAUCCCACUUGGGAAGAUGCUUCAGUAGCUGAAGAUAAGCUGGGUGCCUGCUGAACCAAAGCAUCCAGGCUCACCCAGAGGUGCCCCUGUACCUUCCCAAGACCCUGAAGGAACUGUCAAUGCUGGGGACCAAGCCUGACGAGGAGCUGCUUACUUUCCAUCUCCCCUGAAGCAAACAGGCACACAGGACUUCCUGCCCAGGC
Cygnus olor (mute swan) is the source of this 4924-nucleotide messenger RNA. Its product is annotated as dual specificity protein phosphatase 13-like. The transcript has 3 exons. The record is from RefSeq and is a predicted model, not a curated record. Gene Ontology annotation, cellular component: cytoplasm. Gene Ontology annotation, molecular function: MAP kinase phosphatase activity; protein tyrosine/serine/threonine phosphatase activity. Lineage: Eukaryota; Metazoa; Chordata; Aves; Anseriformes; Anatidae. Gene Ontology annotation, biological process: negative regulation of MAPK cascade; protein dephosphorylation. The coding region runs from base 895 to 1698 and encodes 267 amino acids.